Messenger RNA from Paramuricea clavata, 4412 nucleotides. The record is from the annotation of a GenBank genome assembly. Lineage: Eukaryota; Metazoa; Cnidaria; Anthozoa; Malacalcyonacea; Plexauridae.
GGAAAAUAUGUUUUUCCACAAUAAAAUCUUCAAAUACACAAAAAUAUCGUAAUUUUUCAAGGAUACAGCAGUGACCCAGAAAUGUGGAAUCUUUGAGAUGAGGUCUGUCCUCCGUUCAAAAUGCGGUUUCCUCAACAAGUUAAAUUUCUGCUCGACUUUGAGUAUCUCUUCCGAAGCUUUCUCGUUCAAAGUGUCUAUUUCAUUUUGGACACCGUCUAUCUCCUCGACUAUUUCAUGUUCGUCUCCGCCGUUUGCUUCUCCUUCCACCUUCCUCGCUUUCCUAGGACUUGCCGCUGUAGCCAUUGUGAAAAUAUAACUAAAUUAAAACGGCGUUCCUUCGAACAAAAAGACAACAACUCUCUCACUCGUGGUCUAAUCAAAAGCUUGCUUAGCAACCUCGCAGCCUUGCAAAUGCGCGCCAAGUCCGGUGACCCAGUCUUAUAUCAUGUCCGGGGGGUGGGAGGGUUUUCAUGAUUUUUUUGCAUACAAAACUAAUAUUUUUCUUUCAAAAUGAAAUUAUAAAUUACAUAAAUACAUAUCAUUUAAAGUUCCUUGUACUUCCCUUCAAGUAUUUUAAUUUUAUUUUAAUGAAUUUUAGCAUUUUUAUCGACUUUAUGCUGGUCCCAUUUCCAUGAUAUAUUUUUGUAUUUUGUGUGAGCUGUUUAGGUAUUUAAGGGAUUUCCUAGGUAAUUCAUUAUAUUUUCUUUUAGUAGUAUUAUUUUGAAAUACGUACAAGCCAAAAAAAUAAAAUUUUCUUUGAAUUUAACGAAGAAAACUGCAAAUUUCAAGAUAUGCCGGGGGGAGUAUGCCUCAUCGAAAGCGCUCGGCCCCAGUCCGAGUUGUCUGACGCUUACCACGUGCAAUAAUUCUGAUGCAAGUUGAAUUAUGCAACCGUACAAUCUACCGUAUAGUACAAUAUAAAGUGUAAAAUUUCCUCCUUUUUUUUUUGUGAUUUAAAGCCAACAUGUUACGGCCGCUUGUAGGAAGGGUAUUUCCGCGUCGUUGUGUGUAUUUUACUGGUCAAUCUUUGCCACGGAUGAUGUGCACUGCUGAGAAAAGCAGUAAUGACUCGACGAAAAGCGAACAGACCGUAAACACUGAAGGAGAAUUGUCUGAAUUAGAUCAGAAAAUUAAACUUGUAGAAGAAAAAGAUGGCAUAAUUAAUGAUCUUGAGGUAGUAUAUUCAUUUUGGCUCCAUGAGAAAAUGUGGCAUUCUUUUAUUUACAUAGGCACAGAGUAGAUACAUAUACAGAGUUAUAUAACUAGUGUACCCACUUUUUUACCCGCAUGCUUGGCAAGUUACUAGAUGCAUGCAUGCAUCCCAUUGGAUGACAGCUCGUUUUAACUGCUCGCAAAACUUGCGAGCACACGCAGUUGAACAUUUUUUUCCCGGUAGCCUGAAAAAAGUGGGUACAUGAAAACAUAAGUUUCCGCAGUGUUUAUGAUGGCCAGUUAUACCUCUGUAGAUCUAUGUAUCUACUCUGUGAUGUAGGUGAUAGAUUUGGUUAUAGAAAAUUUCUCUACUGAUAGCCUACAAAUACAACUGCCUGAUAUUAGGCAUUCAGGCAACGGUCUGAUUUUUCAAGGCCGACAAAUGUCAGUCAGGUGGCUGUAGUCACAGGCUACUAGUAAUGGAGAGUUUAAGCUUUGCAUUCAGUGACAAACAUCAGGCAAAGAAAAGUAAAUGUGCUUGUUUUAAAACUAGAAUGUGUAAGUUCUAUUCCUGUGUCAUAUGAAAGAAAAUAUGACACACAGAAAUCAAACAAAAAUUAUGCCAGAAAAUUCAGCCUUGCCGUUUGCCGUACUUUUUUACACAAAGCUUAAGCUCUCUAUUAUUGAUAAGCAAGCAAUAUUUUUGACAACACAGAUAUCACACAUACAUAAUGGUAAUUGAACUGAGUGGAGUGCAAUUUGGAUUGAAAUCAAACGCGUGAUUACAAAAUUGCACGACCGCUAAGCAGGAGUGCGAUUUGUAAUCACAAGUUUGAUUUCAGUCCAAAAUUGCACGACACGAAGUUCAAUUUCCACUUUAUUAUAUUCAUUUUGAAAUCUUAAAUAUUUUUGUAAACCGGAAAUGUUUUUGUUUGCAAAAGACACACCUCCGGCACCUCCCUGAGUGCUGUAGCAUAGCAACAGUAAGCGAACAAGAUGAAAAGUUUUGUCAGUUUUGUUUAUAAAUACGUUCAAAUACUGCAAAAAAUGCCAAAAAUCUUAAAGAAAUGAAGACAUUUAUAAAGAAUAAGAGACAACACAAGUAAGUUUAAACAUAUUGUAGGUCUUACGAGUGAUUGAAAGAGUUUUGGUGCAGUUUUGUGCGUUUAAAAUUGGAAAUACGAUAGGCGAAUUUACCUUCUUUUUUUCCCGGAGUCCUGUCUGUCCUGACCAUAGAUAUCUUAUAUACACUAGAUAGCGCAUCUAAUUAUUCUGCAAUUCAAAAAUUGAAGCCGUGAUUGCAGUCUCAGGUCGUUCCCAUGAAAUGAGAAUAUUCGUUUGUUUUCUAUUUCUUAAAUAGGGACUUAAACAUUAAGUUAACCCUAUUCCAAAUACGUUCUUAAACUAUUCAAAUAAUGAAAGUUAUUGUUGUUUUUAAGCGUUUAUUAGCAAGUGGGAACGACCAACAUGGCCGCCAUCUAUUCAAAUGGGGGUAACCGCUGGAAUAUUCUUGGCUUCAAUUUUACUAACAGAGAUGCGCUAUCUAGUGUAUAUAAGAUAUCUAUGGUCCUGACACUUUAAAUUUGCUUUUGUUGGCAUUUUUGCCAGUUACUAUUUGUGAAAUUUCAAAAGAAUUAAAAUUUGCAAUUCUUUGAUAGUUUACUGUAGUUAUCCAUAUUUUUUUUGUUUUUAUGUGCAAAAAAUUGCUUAGGCACUCAAGAGUAUUAAAUCGUGACAUGUAAAUUUUUUGUUUUUGCUCAUUUGCCAUAUCACAUUUUUCUUAAAAUUCAUUGGCUGUUUGAAUCCUAUGAUUAAGUAUGAUUGGUUGGCUGAAGUCAGCACUCUAAUGUGAUUGGUUGAAAGAAGGUGCGAUUUCAGCACGAAUCGCACUGCUAGGAGUGCAAUUCGUGCUGAAAUCGCACACCUGUGAACCAAUCAGAUUGCAGAGGAAACACCAUUGAUUUCAAAGUGAAUAUAAUAAAUAAUUUAACCAUUGAUUAUGGUGUAAGCAGUCUGUGUUUGAAAUCAGGAACGGCAGUCAAUGCAGUUUCAUGUUCGUGAUUUCAAACGAGAACGGCUCUCGCCAUCUACAAAGGCUUGAUUCACUUCCAGUCAGCGUUUACUCUGUCUAAUGCCAGACAAUUUUACUUGUUGAAUGGAAAGUGUUGAUGUUGAUGGAUUAGUAAAAAUAUUUUUUCUAGGAUAAAUACAAACGAGCGUUGGCAGAAAGUGAAAACGUGAAAAACAGAAUGAAAAAACAAGUUGAAGACACACGACUGUUUGGCAUCCAGGGUUUUGCUAAGGACCUUUUAGAAGUGGCAGACGUUCUUGGAAAAGCCACAGAAAGUGUACCAGAUGAAGAAAUAGAAAAUAAUACACACUUAAAAAGCUUAUACGAAGGACUUCGCUUGACAGACCAACAAUUGCACAAAGUUUUUUCAAAAAAUGGUCUGGAGAAAUUGAGUCCUGUCGGUGAAAAAUUUGACCCAAAUUUUCAUGAAGCACUUUUUGAACAAGAUAUCCCAGGCAAAGAGGGAACUGUGAUUCUUGUCAAUCAAGUUGGGUAUACUUUAAAUGCGAGAGUUUUAAGACCAGCUAAAGUUGGCGUGGCAAAAGCAAAAACUUAAUUUAGUUUGUAAUUGUGGAGGAUUUGACUAAAGUUACUUUUUAAUUGGCUAAAUUGGUAGAGCCACGUUCCCAGAUUUCAAUCCAGCAUAAAAUAAAUUGUCAGGUGGCUAUAAUCACAGGCAACUACUGUAUGUUAAUAUGGAUGCUUUUUCAUAAAUGAUGAGAAUAUCUCAUCCAUUAGAUUUGAAUUAAUUAUCUUCUUAAUUGACUCUGUAGGCACCAAUAUGCAGGUUUAUGUCCAGUUUGAGUCCAACUUUGAAUAGAUGGUAUCAUAUUCCCCCAAUGACAGUUUUGAAAAAUAGAGUUGAAACACACCUCAGUCAGGUUUUCCUUGUAGAUUUGCUUGUAGUAGAAGCAUUACUUCCUCAUUUUAAUUUUAGCUACAAAAAUUUGAAACAUGACAACAGACUAGUGUUAUCAAUUUAAUGUAUAAUUAAAUUGUUUGGGUAGUGUUGAAAUCAGGCCAUUCACCUCAAGCGGUGAAUAAUUGAGUCCAUAUUUACAAAGCGUAGGCAGCAUGUGGGUGUGUUUGGGUCAAAGUGAUUUUCAAUCAAGGACUGUGACCACAAAUACUGUCAAUAUUUAAUACAAAUCUAGAUUUACAUAGAAUUUAUAUGCUUUUUGGACUUUUU